Messenger RNA from Zonotrichia albicollis (white-throated sparrow), 1689 nucleotides. RefSeq names its product peroxiredoxin 6 (gene PRDX6). Gene Ontology annotation, molecular function: peroxiredoxin activity. Gene Ontology annotation, biological process: cell redox homeostasis; cellular oxidant detoxification. The record is from RefSeq and is a predicted model, not a curated record. Gene Ontology annotation, cellular component: cytosol; mitochondrion. NCBI's taxonomy places the organism in Eukaryota, Metazoa, Chordata, Aves, Passeriformes, Passerellidae.
GCAGGCGCAGAGCGGGCGGCGGCGACUGCGGGAGCAGCACCGGGAGUUGUACCGGGAACUGCAUCGGGAAUUGCAUCGGGAGCUGUAGCCAUGCCGGGGCUGCUGCUGGGGGAUGAGGCGCCCAACUUCGAGGCGGACACCACGCAGGGUCGCAUCCGCUUCCACGACUUCCUGGGAGACUCGUGGGGCAUCCUGUUCUCCCACCCGCGGGACUUCACCCCGGUGUGCACCACGGAGCUGGGCCGGGCGGCCAAGCUGGCAGCCGAGUUCAGCAAGCGCAACGUGAAGAUGAUCGCACUCUCCAUCGACAGCGUGCAGGACCACCUCUCCUGGUGCAAGGACAUCAAUGCCUACAACGGGGAGCAGCCUGCAGAGAAGCUGCCUUUCCCCAUCAUCGCUGACAAGAACCGGGAGCUGGCUGUGCAGCUGGGCAUGCUGGACCCGGACGAGCAGGACAAGGACGGCAUGCCCCUGACGGCUCGUGUGGUGUUCGUUUUUGGCCCUGACAAGAAGCUGAAGCUCUCUAUCCUGUACCCAGCCACCACUGGGAGAAACUUUGAUGAGAUCCUGAGAGUGGUGGACUCCCUGCAGCUCACAGCAUACAAGAAGGUCGCUACCCCUGUGGACUGGAAGCCCGGUGACAGCGUCAUGGUGGUGCCCACCUUAGCCGACGAGGAGGCCAAGAAGCUCUUCCCCAAAGGGGUCUUCACCAAGGAGCUGCCCUCGGGCAAGAAGUACCUGCGCUACACCCCGCAGCCAGAGUGAGGGCUGGCUGCCUGGCUGUCUGUCUGUCUGUCCUGCUGGGAUGCCAGAGCCUUCCUGAGCCCAGCUCCUGCCCCUCUGACACCGCAUCACCCACGGCCUCGUCCUGGCACUCUGCUGCUGCAUGGCAGCACUGAACCAGCUCAGCACCAGUCCAGAACCAACCCUCCUGAAUCAGCCCAGAGCCAGCCCAGAACCAGCUCAGAACCAUCCCUGAACCAGCUCAGAACCAGCCCAGAACCAGCUCAGAAUCAGCCCUGAACCAGCUCAGCACCAGCCCAGAACCAGCCUCCUGUCCCUCCAUUUCUAUCCCCCCAAAACCAACCCCUGGGUGUUCUCCUGCCCUAUACCAGCCCUCCUGAACCAGCCCUCCUGUCCCUCCAUCCCAUCCCCUCUGACCCUGGGUGUUCUCCUGCCUCAGCCCAGCCCAGAACCAGCCCUCCUUUCCCUGCAUUUCUAUCCCCCCGAAACCAACCCCUGGGUGUUCUCCUGCCCUGUACCAGCCCUCCUGUCCCUACACCCCAUCCCUCAGAACCAACCCCUGGGUGUUCUCCUGCCCUGUACCAGCCCUCCUGUCCCUGACCCCAUCCCUCAGAACCAAGCCCUGGGUGUUUCCCUGCCUCAGCCCAGCCCUGCCUGGUCCCCAGAUGGCACUGCAGGGCUCCUGCUGUGCUGCUGCCCCCCCCCGUUUGGUGCCAGCCCCGAGGUGUGCUGAGGAGGGGUGUCCUGCUGGGCCAGGAGCUCUGGGGGCUCCAAGCUGCUGUGUGCCUUUCAGAGCAGCCAUCUAACCUGUGCUCCACGAGUAGGGGAGGAGCUGCAGAGCUAAACCUCUCACCUCUUAAUGCUUUCUUGUCUCUUGCUGGAAGGUGAUGGUUUCCAGGUUUUGUGGGAGAGGGAAUUAAGCAAAUAAACUGACCUUCAGUACUA